Neolamprologus brichardi is the source of this 7846-nucleotide messenger RNA. The record is from RefSeq and is a predicted model, not a curated record. Lineage: Eukaryota; Metazoa; Chordata; Actinopteri; Cichliformes; Cichlidae.
UGGAAUCUCAGCAGGGAGGGGGAACCACAUGGGCAGUGGUUUGACAAGAUGUAUUCAAUCAGAAGCCUGCCCACCAUGGUUCAGCGGGAGCAAAGAGAGGAAAAUGGCGUUGAAGAUAUGACACAGCUAGAUGACAUGCAUGAAGUGGCUGUUCUGCUGAACAUAAGGAAAAGGUUUGAGAGAGAGGUUAUUUAUACAUACAUAGGCAGCAUUCUGGUUUCUGUGAACCCCUAUAAGAUGCAAAACACCUAUGGGACAGACAUGGUGCUCAUGUACAAGGGCUGUGCCUUGGGAGAAAACCCUCCGCAUUUGUUUGCCAUAGCAAACGCUGCUCAUUCCCAAAUGAUGGAUGCCAAAAAAAAACAGGUCAUAAUAAUCAGUGGGGAGAGUGGGUCUGGAAAAACGGAGUCCACCAAACUCAUCCUUCGCUACCUAGCAGCUGUACUUCACAAAACUAAUCUUGCGCAACAGAUUGAGAUACUUGAGGCAGCUCCUCUUCUGGAAUCUUUUGGAAAUGCCAAAACCGUGCGGAACGAUAAUUCCAGUCGCUUUGGGAAGUACAUUGAGGUCUUUAUGGAGAAUGGUAGGAUCAGUGGUGCCAUAACCUCUCAGUAUCUGCUGGAAAAAUCCCGCAUCGUCUUUCAGGCCAAAAAUGAGAGGAACUAUCACAUCUUCUACGAGAUGCUGGCAGGUCUUCCUUCGCAGCAGAAGCAGGCCUUCUAUCUACAAGAAGCUGAAACCUACUAUUACCUCAACCAGGGAGAGGAUUGUGGGAUAAAAGGGAAGAACGAUGCAGAGGACUUCCUACGUCUGCUUUCUGCCAUGGAAAUCCUUCACUUCACUGCGGAUGACCAGUCGUCCAUCUUUAGAGUCUUGUCUUCCAUACUGCACCUGGGCAAUGUUUACUUUCAGAGGCAUGAGGCUGAUGGCCAGGAGGUGGCGUCAGUGGUUAGCACUCAGGAGAUCAGAGUAGUCGCAGAGCUGCUGCAGAUCUCACCAGAAGGACUACAGAAAGCCGUCACCUACAAAGUCACAGAAACAAUGAGGGACAAGAUCUACACCCCUCUGAGUGUAGAAAGUGCUAUUGAUGCCAGAGAUGCUGUUGCCAAGAUCCUAUAUUCGCUGCUCUUCCGCUGGUUAACAGAAAGGAUCAAUGGUCAGGUGUAUCCUCACCAACACACCCUCUCCAUCUCCAUCCUGGACAUUUACGGAUUUGAGGAGGAGUACAGCAGGGAGCAGAUCCCAUGGCAGGACAUCACAUUCAACGACAACCAGCCCUGCAUCGACCUCAUUGCCGCUAAGCCUCAUGGGAUACUGAGGAUUCUGGAUGACCAGAGCGGUUUCCCGCAGGCAACAGACAACACUUUUCUUCAAAAGUGUCACUAUCACCAUGGCAGUAAUCCACUGUACAUGAAGCCAAAGAUGCCGGUCCCAGAGUUCACAAUUAAGCAUUUUGCCGGGCGGGUCACUUACCAGGUUUACAAAUUCCUGGAUAAGAACUACGAUCAGGUGCGUCAGGAUGUCCUGGACCUGUUCAUUCAGAGCAAGAACAAGAUGGUAUCGAACCUCUUCCUGGUUCAUGCAGAGGCCACGGGUCAGCAGAGAGGUCACAUAAGGAAGAGCAGCACAGUCACCAGAAAAUACCAAGCUCCCACCGUCAGCAGCAAGUUUCAACAGUCCCUGCUGGAGCUGGUGGAGAAGAUGGAGAGGUGCAAUCCUUAUUUCGUUCGCUGCAUUAAGCCAAAUAACAUGAAGCAACCAGGUGUGUUUGAGGACGAGCUGGUGAACAGCCAGCUGCGGCACUCUGGUGUCAUGGAGACCAUUAGGAUCCGCAAAGAGGGAUAUCCAAUCAGAAUGCCAUUCUAUGUCUUCCUGUUCAGGUACAAGUCCCUGGCGGGGAUACAGACACUUCCUGUGGCAAAUGGAGAGAACUGUGUGUUGUUGCUCGGUAAACUGUGUCCUCUCCGACCAGGAGCCUACCAUGUUGGAGUCACAAAGUUGUUCCUAAAGGAGGACAUCUACCAGCUGCUGGAGUGUAAGCGAGAGCGCUCUCGUCAUCUUGCCGCCCUCACCCUGCAGCGUUACACUCGCAUGUUCUUCGUCAGGAAACGCUACGUUGAAUUCCGCAACAAAAUCAGCAGGUUUCAGGCACACUGCCUAGGCUUCCUCGUUAGGAAACGCUAUGUGAAAAUGAGGGAAAGUCUGGUCCGUUUCCGCUCUCUGGUCCACAUGUAUGUCAACCGGAAGCAGUACAUUAAGAUGAAGUUUGAAGCCAGGAGGAAAGCAGAAGAGGAGAGGAGGAGGAGAGAGAUGGAGCUGACCAAAAGGGAGGUGGUUAAUGUGACCCACUUGGUGAUCCCUGCAGAGCUGGGCGCUUUGCUGCAGACAGCAGGAGUCCGGAGGGAGUUGCACUCAGACUGCUUGGCUCUGCUUCAGGCUCCUCAUAUCCAGGAUGAUGCUGAACUCACGUUGCCUCUGGACAUCAACAACUACCCUUUCUUCCGCUAUGUUCAGAUUUACUUCAGGGAGCCAAAGUUCGGGAUGUUGAUGGCUCCUCUGGAGUCACCUCUGACCCGUGUGGAGGACGACCUGAGAGGGGAGGCUCUGGAGCUUUUCAACAUGGUAUUACGGUUUAUGGGGGACCCUCAUCUGAAUGGGGCGCAGGAAAACAUGUUUGGGAAUUACAUUGUCCAGAGAGGCUUGUCGUCUCCAGGGUUACGAGAUGAGAUCCUGGCUCAGGUUGUCAACCAGGUGUGGAGGAACCUAAACUCUGAGAAUGCAGAGAGAGGCUGGCUGCUGCUGCUGGCAUGUGUCUGCUGCUUCGCCUCAUCGGCCAAGAUGGACAAAUAUCUGCUCAAGUUCGUGUCGGACCACGCUCCUGCUGGCUGGCAGGUGCUGCUGCAGCACAGACUCAUCCAAGCGAAUCAGAAGAUGCAGCUGGGAUCAGGCUCCGCCCCCGAGACUGCGCGGACGUAUCCGCUGUCGCUGCUUGAGUGGACCGCCAAUAGGAAGAAGGCUAACAUGGUGUUGCACGUGCACUGUUUUGAUGGAGGGUCCUUCCUGUGUCCUGUCCAUUCCUGGACCAGUGGAGAGGAUUUAGCAGGAAACAUUCUGCGUCACAGGGGAGUGUCUGACUGGUGGAGGGGGAGUUCAAUUCUGAUGAAGGAGCAGGGUCAGUGGGUGGAGUUAGCUGGUCAUGACUAUGUCAUGGACCUGAUUGCAGAUAUGGAGCUUCCUAUGGACUUCCCAAAGCAGAAGAGUUACUUCAUCAUCAGCGCUGACAACCCAGCUAAAGUCAGAGCUAAUGCCAGCCUUGCUUUGUUUGGCAGUGGCUUUGACUCAGAUGAGGAGCUUCCUUCCUCCCUUCCUCUCAGCAGCAGCAGACCAGCCUACAGCCUGCCUGAUUCAGAUGGUUACUACAGCCACGAGUCAGAAACAUUCAGCGAGGGUCAGCCUCAGAGAGGGAUGGACCGCUACCUGGACAGCCUGUUUGACCCUGUGCUGUCGGACAGCAGCACGGACAUGGAGAAGAGUGGAAGUUUGUCAGAAAGGAUGAAGGGAGGAGGAGGUAUAGGCAUCACAGGAGAAGGAAGGGAAGAGGCAGAGAGUCGUCCAGCUUCCAGCCGGCCUUAUCCACCAGGAAUACAUCCUGGAGCUGUGCCAGUGCUUCCAGUAGCAGGAGGAAUGAUGCCCCCAAUCCCUGCUAUGCCAAUCCCCUCCCACCACCACGCUGCUGCCCUCGCAGCUACCCCUGCUGUUGACACCGAUGUCGCUUCCAAUGUGUCUGUUGUCCCGGGUCUGCCUGCGGCGCCCUCACUCCCAGCCACGCCUGUGGUUCCAGGCUUGCCUGUGAUGACAGGUGUGCCAGCUGUACUGACUCAGCAGCAACAAGCCAUCAUCAACCAGCAAGCCAUCAUUCUGGCCCAGCAGAUGACGAUGCAGGCCAUAGCAAUCCAGCAGCAAAUGUUGUCUUCUUUCCCCCCAGCUGCUCCAGCCCCCCAGUCACCACCCUCAUACUAUCACGCGCACUCACAACAGCACUCACGCACAGCCAGUCCUACCAAAGAGAGUGAGGCGUCUCCGCACAAGCCGAGCGCUGCCGCUGUUCAACGGAAAACGAGUCCAUCACGUGGCCCCCCUUCCGAGGAUGUGGUCCGCUCCACUGUGAGUAACACUGAGCACUUGGACCCUAGCCAUGAUAUCAAAGACAUUAUCAAACAGCACCAGCCUGCAGGCACAACAUCUUCCUCUGGAUCUCCCACGCAAAGAAGUGAUGGAAAGUUGUUUGGAAAGAAGCCAGACCCUCAUGAUGAAGCGAUGGAGAUCCUUAAAGAUCAAAUGGCAAACCCACCACAACCGACUCACAGAAAGACUUCGUCCGCCCAAUCUAAAGAAGACAGGGGACACAAGACUAGCCAGAAAGCCAAGCCUCGCCCCCAAGGGCCAUCUAGCUCCAACAUAAGCCCCGCCCCUCAUCCAGUCUCCAGAGAGUUGCCAGUUGAGGAGGAGAUCAUUCAGACUCAGCUCCACAGCAGAACCAGUGAUGAAUAUUACACUUAUUCCAACGUCCCGUGGAAACUCUACAUGAGGAAAGAGGUUUUUUAUCCUAAAGAGAACUUGAACAAUCCACUGAUCCUGGAUCUGAUCUUUAGACAGAUUGUACAUGACACCUUUUCUGAGGCUUGCAUACGUAUCACGCAGGAGGAGAGACAGAAGAUGAAAGACCUGUUGGCGGAGAACAGGGUGGAUCAGGUUUCAGGAACAUACAAUGAGAACGUGAAGAAGAAGGUGGUCACCGUGGCUAGAGACGAAUGGGAGAUCUACUUCUCUCGCCUCUUUCCAGCCUCUGGCAGUGUCGGGACAGGUGUGCAGGUGUUGUCUGUGUCUCAUAAAGGUAUCAAGCUGCUGAAGAUGGUGAAGAGCAGCUCUUCUGCUUCAGACUACUUCAGAGUGCUGAGGCCUUACAGCUAUUCAGACAUCCUGUUUGUGUCUAUUCCAUCUAAGAACAUGCUUGAGUUCAACCUGACUAAUGAGAAGCUGAUCUUGUUCUCCGCCAAAGCCCCGCACGUCAAGCAUAUGAUCGACUACUUCCUCACAGAGCUUAAGAAGGACUCAGAGUAUGUGGUGGCAGUGAGGAACUACAUCACUGAGGACAGGACUCAGCUCAACUUCCACAAAGGCGACAUCAUCAGACUCCAGCACAUGGAUGGACUGGAGGCCGGUAAACGUUAUGGCUGCAUUGUGAGGAAGAAGGUCAUGCUUCUGGAGGAGCUAAAGAGAAACACCGCUGAGUUUGGCUGGCGGUUCGGCGCUGUGUAUGGAAAGUCUGGAGUGUUCCCCAGCGAGUUCAUCCGUCCUGUGGCUGCUCCGGACUUCUUGGUCCUGCCUCCUGAACGCGUGGAGCCCCGAGACCGGCAGGGACGAGUCGCUGCCUCUGCUGCUGUUGCCGUUGCGAUGGGCUCAGCUGUAGCUGCUCAUGAGCUCGACCUCUCUACCGAGGUAGUGAAUGAGAUCUAUGGAGACAGCCUGGGUGUUGAACUGGACGACCUGCCUCUGCACAGCGGCCAGUACCACAUGGUUGAGUUUGCCAAGAAGUACUUCAGAGAAGCACAGAGGAACAGGAGUGAUCAGAAAGUGAAAAAGGGGAAGGAGCCCAGGGAUCCUGCUGACAUGGUCAAAUUCUCCAAGUCUCCAAUCCAGGAGUCACUGAUCGACUUCUCAGACAGUGGGAUGAACCGAGUGGCUGCUGACAUCUUCUUAGCUAUAAUGAAGUUUAUGGGAGACUUCCCAAUGAAAGGCCAGACCGAGCAGGACCUGGUCACCACUAUAUUAAAGUUAAGUGGUGACCAUGGCCUGAUGAAGGAUGAAGCCUACUGUCAAGUGAUGAAACAAGUUACUGUCAACACCAGCUCCAAACCGGACAGCUGUCAGAGAGGAUGGCGGCUGAUGUAUAUUCUCACAUCUUUCCAUCGCUGCUCUGAUGUUAUGAAGCCGUUUCUGUUGACGUUUCUCCAGGAUGCAUGUGCCAGCCCUGGUUUGCAAUACCAAGGUAUUGCCAAGGCAUGCGAGCAGAAUCUGAGGAGGACUUUUCAGUAUGGCGGGCGUGUGCAGUAUCCCAACAACAUGGAACUCAAAGCAAUGAUGGCCGGGCGUAGCUCCAAGAGACAGCUGUUCCUGCUCCCAGGUGGCAUCGAAAGGCACUUAAAAAUCAAGACAUGCUCUGUUGCUUUGGAUGUAAUCGAGGAGCUUUGCUUUGAGAUGGGACUCCAAAGAAUGGAGGCACUGGAUGAACAUGCCGUCUUUCUGGUCACACACAAGGGUCAGAAUGUACGUCCCCUGAACAAGCGAGAGUACAUCCUGGACAUCGCUACAGAGGCCGAGCCUGUGGAUGCCAACUACAGUCUUUGGUUCAGAAGGGUUAUAUGGAGUCUAGCUCUCAAACUUGACAAUGAACUCUAUGUCACCAUGCACUAUAACCAGGUGUUGCCAGACUACCUGAAAGCCUUGCUGAGUGUGGUUCCUCAGGGUAAGCCCAGUGAACAGCAUCUGCAGCAGAUUACCAGGCUGGCUGCCCUACAGCAUCGUGCCAAAGACACCAUCUACCUCCCCACCCUCCGUGAGGUGCAGGAGUGUAUCCCUCCACAGUUCUACAGCAAACAAGGUUCACAGCAGUGGCUGAACAUGACAACACAACACAUGCAGCAGGUCCAGCCCUUAAACCCACACCAGGCCCGUGCGCAGUUCCUUGGUCUGGUCAGUGCCUUCCCCAUGUUUGGCUCCUCCUUCUUCUACAUCCAGAGUUCUGGCUCUUCCUCCGUCCACGCCCCAUGCAUCCUGGCUGUUAAUCUGAACGGGCUCCAUUUUCUUAACAAGGACACACAUGAGACUAUGGUGCGUUUUCCUCUGAAGGAGAUUCAAUCAACUCGCACUCAGAGGCCAACAUCUGGCUCCAGUUACCCAUAUGUGGAGAUCAUGAUAGGAGACUUGCUUAACCAGCGUGUCACACAGCUGCAGCUGGAGCAGGGCCUGGAGCUGUGCCGAGUCAUCGCCAUGCACGUGGAGAACAUGCUGUCAGUCAGAGAGAAGAGACUCACAUUGCCACCAAGUGAAAUCACCCUGCUAUAGCACAAACACGAGGAUGACAUAUACAUAGAAAUCACAGUUUAUGCCUUAAAAAUGUACUCUACCUCUAUUCGUAAGACAGGUUAUUUUUGUAUGUAAAGGCACUGUUAUGUAAGUUGAUAACUUGUUUAUUGUGAUGAUUUUGAAAAAGUGCUUUUCCAUUAUGGCCAUGAAAAUUUUGUUUUUUCUUAAUUGAUCAGCUGUUUUCUUAAUGAAUGAUUUGGCACAUAAAAUGUCAUUCAUGUCAGUCACAUUCUAGUUUUAGGAGAAACUUGAAUGAAUGCCUUAAUCUUUAAUGUUUAUAGUUUUACAUAAUCAUCCAGAAAUGUUUAAGAUCUUGUCCAAUAUAACUAUAAGGGUUAAUGUCUCCUUGUUUUCAUGCCCCCUCUUUAGAAGAAUAGCAUGAUUUGCUUUGUUCUUGGGACAACAUUAAUUUAGUGUAAUGGUGGCGCCACUUUAUUGCUGUAUAACAAACAAACCCUUAUAACCUCAUCUUGGUUUUGACAUUAAUGGAAACUUUUGGUUUGAUAGGAUAAAUAACUUUUUCUGACACAUCUCUUAUUCUCUGCUUUGCCAAGGGGCAAAGUCUUUUUGGCACAUAAGCUUUGAGGCCACAUCACUAAGAGUUUGCACUAACUUAAAUAUUUUAUUUUUACAAUUAAUUUUUUUUGCAAAUAGCAGUUUUACAUAACUAUUGCAUGUGAAUAAUAAAUUAAAGCUUUAG